Lepus europaeus (European hare) is the source of this 6252-nucleotide messenger RNA. It is a transcript of the gene AGAP1, whose product is annotated as ArfGAP with GTPase domain, ankyrin repeat and PH domain 1. Gene Ontology annotation, molecular function: GTP binding; GTPase activator activity; GTPase activity. The transcript is spliced from 18 exons. The record is from RefSeq and is a predicted model, not a curated record. Lineage: Eukaryota; Metazoa; Chordata; Mammalia; Lagomorpha; Leporidae. Bases 30 to 2600 code for a protein of 856 amino acids. Gene Ontology annotation, cellular component: nucleus.
CGCGCGGCUCCGGGCGCGGCGCCUGCACCAUGAACUACCAGCAGCAGCUGGCCAACUCGGCUGCCAUCCGGGCCGAGAUCCAGCGCUUCGAGUCCGUGCACCCCAACAUCUACUCCAUCUACGAGCUGCUGGAGCGCGUGGAGGAGCCGGUGCUGCAGAACCAGAUCCGGGAGCACGUGAUCGCCAUCGAAGAUGCCUUCGUGAACAGCCAGGAGUGGACGCUAAGCCGAUCAGUGCCGGAGCUGAAAGUGGGAAUUGUGGGUAACUUGGCCAGCGGCAAGUCCGCCCUGGUGCACCGGUACCUGACGGGCACGUAUGUGCAGGAGGAGUCCCCCGAAGGUGGCAGGUUCAAGAAAGAGAUUGUGGUGGACGGCCAGAGCUAUCUGCUGCUGAUUCGUGAUGAAGGGGGCCCCCCGGAGGCGCAGUUUGCCAUGUGGGUGGACGCGGUCAUAUUCGUCUUCAGCUUGGAGGAUGAGAUCAGUUUCCAAACCGUUUACCACUACUACAGCCGGAUGGCCAACUAUCGCAGCACAGGCGAAGUCCCUCUGGUGCUGGUGGGAACCCAGGACGCCAUCAGCUCUAGCAACCCACGGGUGAUCGACGACGCGCGUGCUCGGAAGCUGUCCAACGACCUGAAGCGCUGCACGUACUACGAGACGUGUGCCACGUACGGGCUCAACGUGGAGAGGGUCUUUCAGGACGUUGCCCAGAAGAUUGUAGCCACGAGGAAGAAGCAGCAGCUGUCCAUCGGCCCCUGCAAGUCCCUCCCCAACUCUCCCAGCCACUCCUCCGUGUGCUCCGCACAGGUGUCGGCCGUGCACAUAAGCCAGACAAGUAACGGCGGUGGGAGUUUAAGCGACUACUCCUCCUCGGUUCCGUCGACGCCAAGCACCAGCCAGAAGGAGCUUCGGAUCGACGUGCCCCCCACGGCCAACACGCCCACGCCCGUCCGGAAGCAGUCCAAGCGCCGCUCCAACCUGUUCACCUCUCGGAAAGGGAGCGACCCAGACAAAGAGAAGAAGGGGCUGGAGAGCCGUGCGGACAGCAUCGGGAGCGGGCGAGCCAUCCCAAUUAAACAGGGCAUGCUCCUGAAGCGGAGCGGCAAGUCUCUGAACAAGGAGUGGAAGAAGAAGUAUGUGACCCUGUGUGACAACGGCGUGCUGACCUACCACCCGAGCCUGCAUGAUUACAUGCAGAACGUCCACGGCAAAGAGAUCGACCUCCUGAGGACCACUGUGAAAGUCCCCGGCAAGAGGCCGCCCCGCGCCACGUCGGCCUGCGCGCCCAUCUCCAGCCCCAAAACCAACGGCCUGUCCAAGGACAUGAGCAGUUUACACAUCUCACCCAAUUCAGGGAAUGUCUCUAGUGCGCCGGGGUCUCAGCUGGCGAGCGGCAUCAGCCUGGUCUCCUUCAACAGCCGGCCCGACGGCAUGCACCAGCGCUCCUACUCCGUCUCCAGUGCCGACCAGUGGAGCGAGGCUACGGUCAUUGCCAACUCGGCCAUCAGCAGUGACACGGGGCUGGGAGACUCCGUGUGCUCCAGCCCAAGUAUCUCCAGCACCACCAGCCCCAAGCUCGACCCGCCCCCCUCCCCCCACGCCAACAGAAAGAAGCACCGGAGGAAGAAAAGUACCAGCAACUUCAAGGCCGACGGCCUGUCCGGCACCGCGGAAGAGCAAGAAGAGAACUUCGAGUUCAUCAUCGUGUCGCUCACGGGGCAGACGUGGCACUUUGAGGCCACCACGUACGAAGAGCGGGAUGCGUGGGUCCAAGCCAUCGAGAGCCAGAUCCUAGCUAGCCUCCAGUCCUGCGAGAGCAGCAGGAAUAAGUCCCGACUCACCAGCCAGAGCGAAGCCAUGGCCCUGCAGUCGAUCCGGAACAUCCGCGGGAACUCCCACUGUGUGGACUGCGACACCCAGAAUCCCAACUGGGCCAGUCUGAACUUGGGAGCCCUCAUGUGCAUCGAGUGCUCAGGGAUCCACCGGAAUCUGGGCACCCACCUCUCUCGAGUCCGCUCCCUGGACCUGGACGACUGGCCGGUGGAGCUCAUCAAGGUGAUGUCGGCCAUCGGGAACGAGCUGGCCAACAGCGUCUGGGAGGAGAGCUGCCAGGGGCGGGCAAAACCCUCGCUGGACUCCACCAGGGAGGAGAAGGAGCGGUGGAUCCGGGCCAAGUAUGAGCAGAAGCUGUUCCUGGCCCCGCUGCCCUGCUCGGAGCUGUCCCUGGGCCAGCACCUGCUGCGGGCCACCGCCGACGAGGACCUGCGGACUGUCAUCCUGCUGCUGGCGCACGGCUCCCGGGACGAGGUGAACGAGACCUGCGGGGAGGGAGACGGCCGCACGGCGCUGCACCUGGCCUGCCGCAAGGGGAGCGUGGUCCUGGCGCAGCUCCUGAUCUGGUACGGCGUGGACGUGAUGGCCCGAGACGCACACGGGAACACGGCGCUGGCCUACGCCCGGCAGGCCCCCAGCCAGGAGUGCGUGGACGUCCUGCUGCAGUACGGCUGCCCGGACGAGCGCUUCGUGCUCAUGGCCACGCCCAACCUGUCCAGGAAGAGCAACCGCAGCAACAGUGGCGGGAGGGCGCCCGCCGUCAUCUGAGCGGCGGCGUGAGUCCCGCCCGGCCCCUCCCUCCUCCCGCGCCCACAGUCUGCAACCCGGACCCCUGCAGGGGCCCAGAGGGGACAGGAGGCCGCAGCAGCAGCUCCCUUCGUGGACUCCCGCGACCAGGCCGGAGCCACCGCCGGGCGUCCGGCGCCAGGGGCGGGCAGGCGAGGAGCGAGGAGAAGGGGCAGCUCCCCUUAAAUGGCAGUUAAGCACAUCCGUACCUUUCACCUCGAUCGCGCCAACACUUGGUUGGAUCUCAUCUCUUCUCCGAGCAGCUUGACGGCAUAAAUCAGUAGCAAGCACAGAGUUUGUCAGGUCUGAAGCCCCUAUGAUGGUAUGUGUCAAAUCAGUUGUAGCUAAUCUGUCCAGGGAGAAUACUGGCUUCGUUACACUCGUAUAGUUGAGUUCUUCCAGCAUCACCGAUGUUUAAUAGAACAUGAUUAGUCAUCACGGAGAAGAAAGCAUAUUAGCCGAGGCGGCAGCGGCGCGGCACGCUCCGGUGAGUGCCUCGAUGUGAUUGCAAUACUCCUAGAAGCAUCAUAUUAUCCCAGACAUGUUCUUCCGAGCCCUUGGAGCCCUCCUUUCUAAAUCCACUGUCAUAAUUUAGUAUCUGUUUAAUUUUUCAGUCCAAAGAGAGGCAAUCAGUCGCUGAGUGUUAUUUGACUACAGUCUCCUUGGUGCAAAAGCAAAAAUGGGAAAAAAAAAAAAAAAGGAUAAAUAAAUAAAUAAAUAAAUAAGCAACUCAGAAAUCCAAAAGGAAGUCCCGAAUGCAGCUGGAAACCGGCUCCGGUGCAUCCAGUAAACUCAGUAAAUAUAGAAAAGGCUAUUUUUUUCCCCAAAAAGUAAGAGAUAUUUUCUGUCCUUUUACCAAGGUGGACAUGCUGGGCGGCGGUCCCCGCAGGGCCGCGCUGCCCGCGUCCCACAGGUUUCUGUAUUCCGUCUUUAGAUGAGAUGUGUGCGAAUCGGUCUGAAUAAACACAGUUCAUGAAUACGCACCUCUGCUAAUUUAUAAACUACAACUGGCUGAGCUAAGAGGGUCACAGGUCAUUGUUGAUGGGGAACGUUCCCAGCAGCCCACGCUGCCGUUAACGUGCUUUUAAAAGCAGCCUAUCUAAAUACCGCUGUGGUGGUCCAGUUUGCUUAUUAAAACCGAGAAGAGGGGGUGAAAAAUCAAAGACAUCGCAGUGUGGAAGCAGGGGCAAGAAGAGGUUUGGGACUGACACCCGAGGCCACUCUGCCAACAGAGCAGGGCAAGCCGGGGUGGCCAUGAGUGACGAUGAGGGUGCGUGCAGAGGUGGGUGGCACGGCCCGCGCCCAGGUUCUCGGCCGAUCAGCCAUCACCGUGGCGUCAGGCAGCCUCCGCACUGUAACACAUCCGGGAAAGCAAGGGGGCAGCUCUGCCUUAGACCCCCCCCCCCCCCGCUCGGGGGGGUGUGAGGGGCUGAGGGCUUGCACGCGGGGGACAGGGACGUGAUGCGGUGCAGGACGGCAGCCUCGGGCGCUGGGUUGAAGUUCCUUGCGCUCAUCUGGGAAACCUUAUUUUCUAAGAGUUUUUUUUUUUUCUCUUCUUUCACUGACAAAUAAAUAAAUAAAUGGGAGGAGGGCUACAAAAUAAAGCUUGGCAGAGAACUCGCACGCGAGGGAGGAAGCCUUUCAUGGACAUUUCUGUGGCACACGCCCCGUGCCUGGGAGCCUGCGCCCAGCUCUCCGCCCUGUGCUGCGCCUGCGUGGUUAAUUUCCCCGUGAACAGAGAGAAGACAGGCAUUGCCCACGCCCAGGCCGGCUCGGACCCGCCUGCACCGGCCCUGGCCCCGGCCCGGGGCCCCGGCCUCAGCACAGAGAGCCGAGAAGUGGAAUCCCUAAGUUAUCUCGGUGGAGUUAAUGCCCGGUAGCGGAAUGCGGUAUCAUAGUGGGCCUUCCCCUGAGGCUUGUCGUGGGCUGUACAUGAGUGUGUACAUAUUGUAUGUGUUUAUAAGAGAAUAUUUUCCCUGAGGACUCCUGGUUUCCUGCAGCCCCCUCCCCCACCCGCCUGGUCGGCCUGCUGCAGGAGGCAGCCCCCGCCCCGGGCGCCCGAUUGGGCAGCACAGAGAAAGGCGGUAGUGGGCUUCCAGGGCUUUCAGCAUCCAACCGGAAACCUGUGCUUUGUGGGCACCGCCCUCACUCCCGCUCUCCGGCUCAGGAACACCGCGGCCGGGGAGGGGCCGGGACAGAGACAGCCGGUGGGGGAACGGGGCUGCAGUGGCGGGCUCCUGGCCACAGUGAGGAGGACAGGAGAGGCCACCCCCCCGCCCCCGCAGAAUCCACAUGGCCGCCUCUGCUGAGUCCCCUUGAUGAGAAACACCUGCCGAGGAAGGUGACCCGGAUGCUGCCCCCCCACGCACACACACACACGCACACGCACACACACGCGGGCUUCCAGGCAGCACCGCCGUGGCGCCUGCUGGCUCCUGGGCUGGAUCCCUGCAAGGCCGAGAACACCCUGCAGGGGAAGGAUACUGUCGCCGUGGCCCAUGUGGACAGCAGGUGGCUCGCCACGCCCCGCACCCCCAUCCUGGCCCCUCCCCCCCACCGUGCCCCGUCAGUUCAGGAGAUGAGCAUCUCAAGGGUGAGCUGAUGACCAGGCCUCGAGUCUUUGGUCCCCAACACAGGGACAGAGUCACAUCUCCCAGCCAGGUGAGGGCAGCCCGGCGCUUGCUGAUCAGGGCGUAGCAAACACCGAAGGGAGAAGGCCCUCACUCAGCACUCCUGACUCUAAUCCCCAAGCCCGCGUGUCCAGUGCCGGCCUGGCAGGGCCUGGUGCAGAGGGCCGCUCCUUCUGCCAUGUUGCCUGGGAGGAGGGACAGUGGAUCCAUCCCCACCAGGGUGGACACUGGUGUCCCAGUGCUCUGACACCGGCCCACGUGGGGGCGUUCCUGUGUUGGCGUGGGGGUGACCAUCAGGGAGAGGGGUGACCCGAGGUCACCUGUGGGGUGUGGCCUGGGGCAGGAAUCCAGCCUCUCAGACGUUUUGUCUUCGUCUGGAUCUUGCAGGCGGCUGUGACGUUCAGUGCCAGCCUGCAUGGGGACCUGUGCCCCGGGAGCAGAAGCAUUUAUGAAGAGCAGAAAUGGUGAUAGGCCGGCAACCAGCGCACACGCCUGGCCGCCCGCCCCAGCUGACAUGGCGCCCUCACGCCAGCAGCCCAGGGAGGUGGAGAGGGCGUCAUGUGAGCCAGCCCCUCCCGGGUGAGCCUGGGAGCAGUGACUGGGGAGCCCUCCGCGUCUUCUGAGUUUGAGUUUGUUGUCCCAGGGGCACAGACGGGGCUGCGUUUUGCCCUCUCUGUGCCAUUUUUUGCUGGCCUGGCUCCAGGCCCCAGACAGCCAGCCUCCCUCUGGGCGCCUCCAUCGCACGGCCUGGGACGCACGCGUGCCUUGGUCCUCUCCUCCCAGCCCUUUUCCUCCCUCCGGCGCCUGCCGGAGGACCCUCAGGGCCAGCCAGGUGUGGCCCUUUGCCGUCGCUGUCCCCACACCGAGCUUGGGCGAGUGGACAGUGGGCACCCGCCUUCCCUGUCAAGCCCCCCGCCCCGACACCCACCCUGUCUGGUGCGUGAACUUGCUGAACUACCUUUCCCCAGCCUGAGCACAAGGUGAGAAUGAGGUUUGCGUUCCUG